AAGUACGCUCAUAAUAAAAUAAAAUUACGUUAAUAACAAUCUCUAGAAGUUCAGAUCAAAGUUUUGGCUCCUUUGGUUAUGGAAUAGUAUUUACUGUUAUUAAAAAUGCUUAGCCGAUUAUGUAAAAAAUUUAAAUCUAUUUGUGUACUAAGAAAUCCUUUAGUUCUUCGAAAUUUACAUUUUCAGAACAAAUGUAAUCAACAAAAUAAAGUAUUUCUUCGAAAAAACUAUUUCUCACAGUACCUAAAAAACUAUAUGUGUGACUACAACCGGAAAUUAUCAAUACAAAUGGAUUCAACACGAUUAUCAGGAAGAAAAUUAGUCGGAAUUUGGUUACUGACGUGUAGUGGCAUGGUAUUUUUUGCUGUUACUUUAG
Copidosoma floridanum is the source of this 376-nucleotide messenger RNA. RefSeq names its product heme A synthase COX15. The record is from RefSeq and is a predicted model, not a curated record. Gene Ontology annotation, molecular function: oxidoreductase activity, acting on NAD(P)H, heme protein as acceptor. Gene Ontology annotation, cellular component: mitochondrial inner membrane. Gene Ontology annotation, biological process: heme A biosynthetic process. NCBI's taxonomy places the organism in Eukaryota, Metazoa, Arthropoda, Insecta, Hymenoptera, Encyrtidae.